Messenger RNA from Juglans microcarpa x Juglans regia, 351 nucleotides. RefSeq lists its product as uncharacterized. Lineage: Eukaryota; Viridiplantae; Streptophyta; Magnoliopsida; Fagales; Juglandaceae. The transcript has a single exon. The record is from RefSeq and is a predicted model, not a curated record. The coding region runs from base 1 to 351 and encodes 116 amino acids.
AUGGCUACUAAUGUUCCAAUUCAGGUCCUGCUGGAAACUUAUGAGAAGGCCUCGGGUCAAGAAAUAAACAAAGAAAAAACUGCUAUGGUGUUUAGCAAGAAUGUUCUCGAUCAACAACAACAAGAGAUCCUGAGGUUUUGGGGGGUCAACCGACAUCAUCAAUAUGAGAGGUAUCUGGGUCUUCCUCCUGUGGUCGGUAAAGGAGAAAAAAAGACUUUCUCAGAUCUUAAACACAAGGUUUGGUCCAAACUUCAAGCAUGGAAGGAAAAGGUGUUGUCUCAAGGUGGUAAAGAAAUCCUGAUCAAAGCCGUGGCCUUGUCUAUCCCUUCUUACACUAUGAGCUGUUUUUAG